This is a messenger RNA of Ambispora gerdemannii, 777 nucleotides long. NCBI's taxonomy places the organism in Eukaryota, Fungi, Glomeromycota, Glomeromycetes, Archaeosporales, Ambisporaceae. The record is from the annotation of a GenBank genome assembly.
AUGCCUACCACAUAUUUUUCACCGACAGUCAUAAUACCAACGAUCAAACCAAAUCACGUCUUAGAAGGCUCAUACAUAUUAAUACAAGACGAGAUAAAAACGUAUAGCGUUCUUGGUCAAUCAUCACCUUCAUCAAAUAGGAAUGGUAACCAGAAAAAAGCCAUUAUCGUCACGCAUGAUAUGAUGGGAUUUAAUAACGUUUCAAACCAGAUUUGCGAUAUAAUUGCCAGUCAAGGAUAUCGAGUCAUGAUGCCUUAUUUGUUUCUGGACGAACCUUAUACGAGGGAGAGAGCGGUAUUGGAAAGCAAUGUCGAGCGUUUUGCUUGGAUAGCGAGAGUUGCACCCGUAGACCAUCUUACUCGCGUUAUUGAUAAAACGAUAUUACAGCUUCGUACAGAAGGAUUCGAAGAUAUGGGAGUAUUGGGUUUAUCAUGGGGCGGAAAGGUUGCCGCUCUUGCAUCACAAAACAAAGCAUUUAGUGCCGCCAUUACUAUACAUACACCCUGGCUAACAUUCAACGAUUUAAAAGACACAGAAUGUCCGAUUUGCCUUAUAACACCAGGUGAUUUACAGGAUCUUACACCAGUGGUAAAGAGUUUGCAAGAGAUAAAACCGUUUGCACGAAAAAUUGUGCACGCACGGUUUCAGGAUUUGCGUUAUGGUUUGUUAAGCAUGUUUACCGAUUUCGCGAAUCCAAUGGUCGCUGAAUUGGCGACCGAUGUGUUAAGAGUCGCGGUUACGUUUCUCAAAGAAAAUCUUGGAAUACGGAAUUAUUGA